AUGGACGUGGACAUGGACGUGGACAUGGACGUGGACGUGGACGUGGACAUGGACGUGGACGUGGACGUGGACAUGGACAUGGACAUGGACGUGGACAUGGACGUGGACGUGGUCAUGGACGUGGACUUGGACGUGGACGUGGAGGUGGACGUGGACAUGGACGUGGAAGUGGACGUGGACGUGGACGUAGACGUGGACGUGGACAUGGACGUGGACAUGGACGUGGACGUGGACAUGGACGUGGACAUGGACGUGGACGUGGACGUGGACGUGGACGUGGACGUGGACAUGAAAGUGGACGUGGACGUGGACGUGGACGUGGACAUUGACGUGGACAUGGACGUGGACAUGGACGUGGAAGUGGACGUGUACGUGGACGUGGACGUGGACAUGGACAUGGACGUGGACGUGGACAUGGACAUGGACGUGGACGUGGACGUGGAGGACUUGGACUUGGACAUGGACAUGGACGUGGACUUGGACGUGGACGUGGAGGUGGACGUGGAUAUGAACGUGGACGUGGACGUGGACGUGGACGUGGACGUGGACAUGGACGUGGACAUGGACUGGACGUGGACGUGGACGUGGACGUGGACCUGGACGUGGACAUGGACGUGGACAUGGACGUGGACGUGGACGUGGACAUGGACGUGGACGUGGACGUGGACAUGGACAUGGACGUGGACAUGGACGUGGACGUGGACAUGGACGUGGACUUGGAGGUGGACGUGGAGGUGGACGUGGACAUGGACGUGGACGUGGACGUGGACGUGGACGUGGACAUGGACGUGGACAUGGACGUGGACGUGGACAUGGACGUGGACAUGGAAGUGGACGUGGAUGUGGACGUGGACGUGGACAUGA
This is a messenger RNA of Closterium sp. NIES-65, 864 nucleotides long. The record is from the annotation of a GenBank genome assembly. Lineage: Eukaryota; Viridiplantae; Streptophyta; Zygnematophyceae; Desmidiales; Closteriaceae.